UGAAACAGUGAACAGACACAACACAGCCUCAGCCAUGAAUUUAAAGGGCAGGUUUGCAACAGUUUGAGCUUCAUACCGGGGGCUACGGAGCAAGUAGUGUGUCACAAAGGGAGGAAUGUGAGAGUGAUGUAUGUCUGAGCCCAGCUGUGUGUGUUUGUGUGUGACAGAAGGCUCACUGAUCCUCGGGCUGUUCCCAGGAUGCUCUGGAAAUAGACAGCGAUUGCUGCUGGAAGAUCAUCAACUCGGGGAAAGACGCCCGAAACUUGUUGGCCUGCCAUCACAUCGAGAUGUCUGGAGAGCAGCGGUUCCCAACCUGAGAUCCACGGUUACUGGUAUUGGUCCUUGGCAUUAAAAAAAGUUUGCGAAGACCAGUCGUACAGGAAUGCUGCCUACUGACACAUUCCAGACGUCAGGGACACCAUUGGAACUACAGGGGUCCUCUACACUGGACAGGGAGAGGCCGGGUUGGCUGAGGAAGCCUCACAGUUAUGGUAGUAGUGAACCACCCCAGGGGGCACAUGGCUUCUCCUUUCAUCUCAGCACUUCAAUCGUCUUCCAGGGGAAUGUCCUUCCGACCGCAUGGAUGAGGCCUUUGGAGAUUCAGCUGACGUUUUUGUCGCACUGGAAUUUUACAAGAUGGGGUUGCCAGCCAUACGGCCAACCGUCCUCCGCUCGUAGCCGGGCUUAGACAGUCCAUGGAUGCGUUUUCGUAUCUGUUGUCUCUUUAAUGUGUGUUUGAUCCCACACUCAACAUAGAAAAGGCCAGAAUUUCCACUGAACACAUCCAGCAAAACCACGUUGAUUCCCUGAGCAAACACGAGGAAAUCUGCAGAUGCUGAAAUUCAAGCAACACACACAAAAUCCUGGUGGAACACAGCAGGCCAGGCAGCAUCUAUAGGAAGAAGAACUGUCGACGUUUCGGGCCGAGACAUUUCGUCAAGACUAACCGAAAGGAAAGAUAUUAAGAGAUUUGAAAGUAGGAGGGGGAGGCGGAAAUGCGAAAUGAUAGGAGAAGACCGGAGGGGGUGGGAUGAAGCUAAGAGCUGGAAAGGUGAUUGGCCACAGGGAUACAGAGCUGGGGAAGGGAAAGGAUCAUGGGACGGGAGGCCUAGGCAGAACGAAAGGGGAAGGGAGCACCUGAAAGAGAUGGAAAACAGGCAGUGAUGGGGAGAGGGAGAGAGAAAAAAAAAGACGAACAACUAAAUAUGUCAGGGAUGGGGUAAGAAGGGGAGAAGGGGCAUUAACAGAAAUGAGAGAAGUCAAUGUUCAUGCCAUCAGGUUGGAGGCUACCCAUGUGUUGUUCCUCCAACCUGAAUGCGGCUUCAUCUUGACAGUAGAGGAGUCCAUGGAUAGACAUAUCAGAAUGGGAAUGGGACGUGGAAUUAAAAUGUGUGGCCACUGGGAGAUCUGCUUUCUCUGGUGGGCAGAGCGUAGGUGUUCAGCGAAACGGUCUCCCAGUCUGCGUCGGGUCUCACCAAUAUAUAAAAGGCCACACCGGGAAGACCGGACACAGUAUACCAUACCAGCUGUCCUGACGAAGGGUCUCGGCCCGAAACGUCGACAGUGCUUCUCCCUACAGAUGCUGCCUGGCCUGCUGUGUUCCACCAGCGUUAUGUGUGUGUUGUGUGAUUCCCCGAGUCUGCAGCGCGCGUAGUGGACAGUCCCGGUACUGCAGGGGAUCAGCAGCUCCCGGAACGCGGAAGCAUUCUGAAUCAGGAAGUGCCGGAGUUAACAUGGCUUCGAAAGGAGAGACCGAGAGUUUGAGCGAGGAGGUAAUUUGUCCCGUCUGCCUGGAUUUCUUCACCGAUCCGAUUAUACUGGAGUGUGGACACAACUUCUGUCGCUCUUGUAUCACACAGUAUUGGGAAAGGGAGGAGAGAAACUCCUGCCCGGAAUGUAGAGAGGAGUUUGCUGACCGCACCCUCAGGGUGAAUCGGGCCUUAGCAAAUCUGACACACAAAGUUCGGAAUCUAAGCCUGAAUCUGAAAGGGAAGGAAAGUAAACGUCACUGCGAGGAACAUGAGGAAGAACUGAAGCUGUUUUGUGAAACGGACAAGACACUGAUCUGUGUGAUCUGUGCAGCUGCGCAGGAACACAGAGAGCAUCGAUUUGUGCUGAUUAAAGAAGCUGUUAAAAACUAUAAGGAUCAGCUAAAAUCUUCCUUAGACUCUCUCACAAAAAAGAAAUCAGACUUCCAGGAAAAGGAGCAGCAACAGAAAGAGAAGAUUUCCGGAGUUCGGGAACAGUCACACAGCCUUCAGUCCCACGUCACAUCCCAGUUUGCUGAACUGCGCCAGAUUAUCACUGAGAAAGAGCAGAGCUUACUCAGGGAUCUCAGGGAAGAAGAGAAGAGGAUUCUCAACCCAAUGGAGAAAAAUCUUCUAGCACUUCAAGAGAAUAUAAGGAUUAUUCAGGAGGAAAUCACUAAGUUAAAGGAACAGAUGGAUCAGAAAGAUGGUGUGAUAUUUCUCAAGGAGGAAGCUCGUCGGAACAGAAGGAUUAAUGACGAUGUCCAGGAAUUGUCAGUGACAGAUGAGACCCUACCGGUUGAAAAAUUCGAUCACCUCUAUUUGUUGAACACAGUGCUUAGAGAAACACUUGAUGCUAUUAAUCGAGUUUCGGAGAAUGAGAGGAGAUCUCAUGGAAACACAAAAUUCUUUCAGGGGUCAACAGGCAGGAGUGAGCGAGGAUGUUUCCCCUGUUCAGCGGAAAACCCUUGUGGAGACAUCUGCUUUUGUCGAAUCAAAGUCUCUGUCACCCUGGAUGUGGAAACGGCGAAUCCGCGGCUCGAGGUGUCUGGGGAUCGGAAGAGUGUGAGAGGGACCGAGACCUGGAGGAAUCUCCCUGACACCGGGAAGAGAUUCACAGUCUGGGCUUGUGUGCUGGGAUCUGAGGGAUUCACAUCGGGGAGACAUUACUGGGAGGUGGAGGUGACGGGGAAUCGGUUCUGGUUUCUGGGAGUCGCCGCAGAGUCUGUGGAGAGGAAGGGACGAGUCAGUCUGAGUCCGGAGACCGGAUUCUGGUUCAUCGGGCGGGAUGGUGACGUGUUACAUCGGGAUUGUGACGUGUCCGGUCGCCCCUCCCCCGAGUCCCGUCUCGCUGCCGGUCCCAUCCCCGGGAGGGUGGGAGUUUAUCUCAGUUACGAGUCCGGGACAGUUUCAUUUUACAACGCGGAGACCAAGUCCCAUCUCCACACCUUCACUGGGAAUAAAUUCACGGGGAAACUUUAUCCUUUCUUCGCGACCUGGGGUGGAAACCAGUGGCUGAGAAUCUGCUCCGGUUCCGCUCCGGGUCUGUAAACGGGUCGGGUCCCGGGACCGGCGUCAGGAGUAAAGUCCCUGUAAAUAUAAAUGUGCGGAGAGUGCAGCUAAAUACGUGGCUCAGGGGAUGGUGCAGGAGGGAGGGCUUCAUGUUUCUGGUCAAUUGGGCUUUGUUCCCGGGAAGGUGGGGCCUGUUCCGACGGGACGGUUUGCCCCUAAACUGGGCGGGGGUGGGGGGGGGAAUAACAUUCUUGCGGGUAGAUUUGCCAGUGCUGCUCCGGGGAAUUUAAUCUAGAUUUGCAGAGGGAGGGGAACCAGAGUGUUAGAGCAGAUAGUGAGGUGCAGGAGGAUAAGGAACAUGAGAGGACUGCAUGUAAAAAAGAAAUGAAAAAAAAAAGCAGAUGAUAUACAUAUUUUCAGGUACAUCUAUUUCAAUGCACGGAGUAUUGUCGGUAAAACAGAUGAGUUUAGGGCUUGGGUUGACACGUGGGAUAACGACAUUACUGCUAUUAGUGAGGGGCAGAACUGGCAGCUUAAUGUUCUGGUAAAAUUGGAGAACGGCCAAUUUUGUGGAAAUGAAAAAGGAUCUAGGAAGAGUGGAUUGGGAUAAGUUUUUUUUCUGGCCAGGAUGUGUUCAGUAAGUUCACAGGCAUAAGAAAUUAAAUAGAGAUUGGGUUGGAAAUGUUAUAGCAACUUCAUUUAAUUCAAAAUCGAGAGGAGUUGCAAUUUCGGUUAAUAAAUCUUUACCAAUUAAAAUACAAAAUGUAAUAAUUGAUUCUGUGGGGUGAUACGAGAUUAUACAUUGUCAAAUUUUUUCAGAAUUAUGGAAUUUUAUGAACAUUUAUGCACCAAAUGAAAAUGAUGCAAAAUUCAUACAAGAAGAUUUUUUGAACUUGGCUGACGCAAAUGAUAAAAUAUUAAUAGGCAGAGAUUUUAAUUUUUGUUUAGAUCCAGUUUUGGAAAGGUCAACUACAGUUGUUACAAAAUUAAAAGAAAUAAAACUAACUUUAUCAUUAAUGAAAGAUUUAAACCUGAUUGAUAUAUGGAGGAAAAUUAAUCCAAGAGAAAGAGAUUAUUCAUUUUAUUCAAAUAGACAUAAAGCUUAGAUGGAGAUUUAAUACAAUUUUAUUAAAACGUCAAGAUUUUUGUGAUUUUAUGAAAAAACAGAUUCAAUUUUUUUUGGAUACAAAUUUACAUUCAGUUGAGGGUAAAAUUGUAUUAUAGGAAGCGAUGAAAGCAUAUUUAAGGGGUCAGAUUAUAAGUUAUACAUCUAAAAUUAAGAAGGAAAAUUGGGAAAAGAUAUAAAGUUAGAAAAAGAAUCUCAAAGAUAUAUGACAGAACAAAAACAAAGACAACUUGUUAAUAAAAAACUACAAUAUAAUAUCGUACAUAUCGUACAGAAAAAGUAAUUAUGAGAACUAAACAGAAAUAUUACGAAUUAGGUGAAAGAUCACAUAAAAUUCUUGCUUGGCAGUUGAAAACAGAACAGGCUUUUAAAACAAUAAAUGCAAUUAGAACAAGUGUAAAUAAGGUUGCUGAUAAACCUUUGGAAAUUCAUGAAACUUUAUUUUUUUUUUAUAUACUGAACUAUAUCAAUCAGAAUCACAAAAUAAGAUUACUGAGAUGGAUAAAUUUUUAUCACAAAUAACCCUUCCGAAAUUUAAUUUGGAAGAACAGAAAGGAUUAGAUAUGCCCUUUACAUUAAAAGAGGUUGAAGAAGCUGUAGGAUCACUUGAGAGUAACAAAUCCCCAGAAGAAGAUGGUUUUCCUCCUGAAUUUUAUAAAAAAAAUUAAAGAUAUAUUAAUUCCUCCCUCUAUGGAAUUAAUAUACCAAGUGGAAAGAAUGCAUAAACUCCCACAAUCUUUUUUAACAGCGAUCAUAACUGUAUUGCCAAAAAAAGAGAUCCUCUAAAACCAACAUCAUAUAGGCCUAUUUCUUUGUUGAAUACAGAUUAUAAGAUAAUAGCAAAAAUUUUAUCUAAUAGAAUAUCUAAAUAUUUACCAAAAUUAAUGCAUAUGGAUCAAACAGAUUUUAUUACAAUCAAUGGAUAAUCUAACCUGGUUACUUAGUAUAAUUCAUCUGGCACAAAAAAGAGAGGAAAUGAGUGUGGCAUUUGCUUUGGAUGCAGAAAAAGCAUUUGAUAGAUUGGAAUGGGAUUUUUUUGUUUAAGGUAUUGGAAAAAUAUGAGCGAGGAAAAUCUUUUAUACAAUGGAUUAAAACCUUAAAUACUAAUCCUCAAGCUGAAGUAGUUACAAAUGCUCAGAUUUCAACACCAUUUUGCUUAACGAGGUCAACUGGACAAGGCUGCCCGUUAUCACCUGCUUUAUUUGUAUUGGCAAAAGAACCAUUAGCUGAAUUAAUUAGAACAGAUUCAGAUAUUGGCGGUUUUAGAGUUAAUCAAGAAGAAUAUAAAAUUAAUUUAUUUGCUGAUGAUGUUUUGAUUUAUUUUACAAACCUAUUACAAUCUUUGCAAAGAUUAUCUUUUAAAUUGGAAGAAUACGGGAAAGUAUCAGGGUAUAAAUUAAAUUGGAAUAAAAGUGAAAUUUUACCCCUUACAAAAGGAAAUUAUAAUCAAUGUCGAUUAGUAACUCAAUUUCGAUGGUCAAUAAAUGGGAUAAAAUAUUUAGGUAUCAGAGUUGACAAUGAUGUAAAAAAUUUAUAUAAACAAAAUUAUUUGCCAUGAUUAAAAAAAAAUAAAAGAGGAUCUUGAUAAAUGGAUGAUGUUACCAAUAACAUUAAUAGGUAGAGUUAAUGCUGUAAAAAUGAAUAUAUUCCAUAGAUUGCAAUAUAUAUUCCAAACUUUACCAAUACAAUUACCGCAGAAGUUUUUUCAAGAACUAAAUAAAUAUGUAAGGAAAUUUCUUUGGAAAGGAAAGAUGUCAAGAAUAUCAUUGGAAAAAUUGAGAUGUAAAUUUGAUUUAGGAGGGUUACAACUUCCAAAUUUUAACAAUUAUGAUAAAGCAAUUCAACUUAGAUUUAUUGCAUCUUUUUUUGAUGAAAAAAAAACCCGGCAUGGAUUAGAAUAAAAUUAGAUAAGAUAGGAGAAAACAUACCAGAAGAUUUUACAUAUAAAUGGGAAUCCAAAUUGAUACGGGAAAAAAAAAGAAUCUCCUAUAUUAAGACACUUGAAUGAUUUAUGGAAUAAGGUAAAUAUGGACGAUAAGAUAAAGAAAUCUUUAUUAGCAAAAAUAAACUUUAAUUCAAAAUAGGCUUAUUCCUUUUACAAUGGAUAAUAAACUUUUACAUAAUUGGUUCCAAAAGGGGAUUAAAUAUAUAUGUAAUUGUAUUGAUGUCGUUUGAGCAAUGAAAAAAUAAAUAUAAAAUAUCAAACAACACUCUUUUCUCUUAUUUUCAAUUAAAGGACAAUUACGAGAAAAGCUGGGUCAAACAAUGUUGAUGCCAAAACUUAGUGAAAUAGAAAUAUUAAUUCAAAAAGGAAAAAUUUAAAAAAUUACAUCUUGUAUGUACAAUUUGAUUCAAAAACAGACUGAAUCUGGAAUUCAUAAAUCAAGACAAAAAUGGGAAACUGAUUUGAAUGUUAAAAUUGUUGGAAAAAGUUGGUCAAAAUUAUGUUCUGAUAGUAUGAUAAAUACAAUAAAUGUUCAAAUUAGAUUAAUACAAUAUAAUUUUUACAUCAAUUAUAUAUAACACCACAGAAAAUAAAUAGAUUAAAUUCAAAUAUGUCUGACCAAUGCUUUCGAUGUAAUCAAGAAAUUGGUACUUUUUUACAUUCUACUUGGUCUUGUUUUAAAAUUCAACCAUUUUCGAUAUAUCUGACUUUUAUUGGAACAAAGUACUGGAGUUCAACUCCCAAAUAGUCCAAUAUUAUUUUUAUUAGGAGAUAUUGAAGGGACAAUACCGAAAAUUAAAUUGAAUAUGUAUCAGAAAAAAAUUAUAAAUAUUGAUUGGCAGUAGCUAAAAAAGUUAUCGCAAUUACUUGGAAAUCUGAGUUAUAUUUAACUAUGGAUUAUUGGAAUAAUGAAAUAUAUAGUUGUAUUCCACUUGAAAAAAUUACAUAUAAUCUAAGAAAUGAAUAUGAUAUAUUUUUCAAAAUUUGGCUCCCAUACCUACAAAAGAUAGGAUUAAAUAUAUAGGUCCUUUGAAGAUAAAAUUAUAAUGUAAUUGGGGAAAGUAAGAAUAAAUAUUAAAAUUAUUUUGAACUCCAUGGAGGAUAUGGGUAUCCUCCAAUAUCGAGGCAAUCUUUUUCUUCUUUAUUUCUUUCUUUAGAUAAGGGUUAAGGUGGGGAUGGGGAGGAGGACUAAUAUUAUUUUUCUUUUUCUUACUAAUUUUUCAUUACAUUUAUUCUUUGUAAUUUUCUAAAAAUUUAAUAAAUAAAUAAAAAGAGCAUCUCAGUAA
This is a messenger RNA of Hypanus sabinus (Atlantic stingray), 7617 nucleotides long. RefSeq names its product E3 ubiquitin-protein ligase TRIM39-like. The record is from RefSeq and is a predicted model, not a curated record. Gene Ontology annotation, molecular function: zinc ion binding; protein binding. Bases 1734 to 3299 code for a protein of 521 amino acids. Lineage: Eukaryota; Metazoa; Chordata; Chondrichthyes; Myliobatiformes; Dasyatidae. The transcript has 7 exons.